CAUCUCUGUAGAAUAUAGGUAAAAUGGCUGAAUCAUCAGAUCCUCUUGCCAGGGCACAAGAUGUGAAGCGCUGUCAACUUUGCCCUGGAAAAGACAAGAAAUCUGAAGCAGAAAAAGUGUGUAUUAUUUGUCAUGUUUAUCUUUGUCCUGAGUGCGUUGACCCUCAUAUCAGCGAUUCGCCCUUGAGCCAUGAUAUUGUCACAUCAUGUUUCUAUCAUUUUGAGAUGUGUGCACCCCAUUGCAUUGUCCAUCAGGAUUUACAUUGUGACAUGUUUUGUUUCAAUUGUGAUUUUGCAAUUUGUUCACAAUGUCAGACGUUUGGAAUUCAUAAAGAUCACAAUGUUCAAAGUAGAAUAAAUCCCCUGAACAGAGCACAAGAUUUGAAAUAUUGUCAGAUUUGUCCCGGAAAAGACAGGAAAUCUUACGCAGAAAGAACUUGUACUGCUUGCAAUGUCAAUUUCUGUCAGAACUGUGUAGAUCUUCAUAUGGUCAAUACUUCUAUCGUACAUAACAUUGCCACGUUUAGAUUUAAAUACUUUGAAAUCGAGCAGCUCCCUUGCAUGGUCCAUCAGAAGAAAAAAUGCGAUGUUUUUUGUAAAGAAUGCGAUGUUGCAGUUUGUAGAAAGUGCCUUAAGUCUGGAUCUCACACGGAACAUAACGUUCUACAAAGAACAACUCAUGACGUCGACAACGUGAUGCAAUUUAACUCAGGUUUCAUUUUAUCCAGAUUCCUUGGAGGUUCUCUUCUGUUGGCGCUUUAUAUCUACCUAUAUCCACAUUAUAAACCUGAAGAUAAAUAUUUGUGGGGAUGUUUCGGAAUUUUGUCUUUGAUGGUCAUUAUAUCCUAUCUUUACCGAUUUUUCAAAUCAUUAGGUUUCAUUUCACGGUCCAUUGGAAUUAUUUCACUUCUGGCCAUAUGCCUCUUUCUGUAUAGAUAUUACAAAUUUACAGGGGAAUUCCAAUUUGAAAGAGCAUACUUGGAAUCAAUCAGAAUUGGCAAUUCUCGUCUUGGAAACUAUCCAGGUGCCAUACUGAAAGGGAAUUUGAGAGAUAUGGAUACUUUUCAGAUUGGGAUAACGUCCGAAAUUUGGAAUAAUACGCGAUAUUAUGAUGACGUCGACAAUAUCAUAUUUCAAAUAGGUCUUGUGCACAAGGAUAAUUUCGAAGAUGAACCAAUUUUUUCAAACGGCAUUUUUGUUUCGGCAAAAUAUUGUAGAAGAAUAGGGGUAUGUUUUACUGUAAAAAAUGAGGGAACUCUAUUGGUUAAGCAGAAAAUAAGGGUUCUGUCGGCAAAAACAUAUUUACUUGGAAUUUUAUCCUUCAAAUUAGAACUUAAAAGACUUACCAUCUAUUACCAGACAGAUAAACCCAUUUGUAUCCCAUUGGCUAACAUAUCUAUAGAGAAAUUGGAAAAUUAUGAAUUUAUCGCUCGUCUAGGAUAUCUAACUUGGGGGCGGUCGGUUAUGACCUUCCAUGGAGGUGUGGUAGUAUCUAACCAAAUGCACAAAGAAAUUCAUGCUUCUUCUGAUGGUCAGGCAUUAGCUAAUUAUGACAUCGAUAAUGAAUAUAGAGGAUCGUUUGCAAAUUUUGCUAUCCAUCCAACCACUGAAUUCGGCAAUUGUGUCCUAGAAUAUCAUUCGCAAGUGAAUUUUAAGCAUAUUUCAAAAUACAUGUACGCUAGUGGUAAAGAGAAAAAUUUAUUUGAAAUCGGUUUGGCGCCAAUGAAUUUGAUAUGGAAAAAAAUAAUGUUGAGAAAUCUAAAAGAUACUAUUUUUAUUCAGGUAACAUAUAUUUAUCGGGAUGUACCUAGUAGAAGGCUAGUUUUUAACACAUAUACUUGGUUUAAUGGUAAAGUCAGCAGUCACCACACUUCACUCAUAGCUACAAAGCAUGUAGAGGAUAUAGAUGUUGGGUUCAUAUUUCGGUUUGAUAUUAACUUGCAGUCUAAACUCAUUCAAAUAUAUAUAAAAGAAAAGGGCCAGUUAAAUCAUAUUAAUAAAUUUAAAAACGUGGAAUUUAAAACUAUUUUACAUCCAUCAGUAGGUAAAGAAACAUCAUUACAUCCAACUAAAAUAUCCUAUACAAUAUGGAAAUCAUGAAGUAAUUGCUUCUCGUGAAUAGUGUUGCCAACAAUAUUGUUUGUUUGCCCUGUCCCGAUCGACUGACAAAGCAUGCCGCGAAUUCAAGUCACGCAAUAUUAAAAGAAAUUCUGAGUGUUCUAAAUUAAUUGAUAAGUUAAUAUCGUAUUCGCAAUAGUUUUUGAAAUUUAAAAAAUCUCACCCACUAUUAUAUACAGACUUAAUUUUAUAAUUAUGUAUAUCCUGAGCCGGGAGAGGCGAAAAAUGUUUUUUUAAGAUGGCCUUAAUCAUGUUCAUUUGGAGUCUAUCAUCUCAUAAUUUCAUUAAAUGUUACCUUUUAAAG
Messenger RNA from Saccostrea cuccullata (small rock oyster), 2421 nucleotides. RefSeq lists its product as uncharacterized. Gene Ontology annotation, molecular function: zinc ion binding. Bases 24 to 2099 code for a protein of 691 amino acids. The transcript has 5 exons. Lineage: Eukaryota; Metazoa; Mollusca; Bivalvia; Ostreida; Ostreidae. The record is from RefSeq and is a predicted model, not a curated record.